AUGUCAUCCUCUACAAGUGCUAGAGAAGAGAGACUCAGGUCACACGAGAAAGAAUCUAGAGGAAACUGGCCAGAAAAGAACUAUAGAGAUAGACCUAGUGCACCAAGAUAUAAUAAUGAUGAAUCGAAAUAUAAUAAUGAUAGAACACAAUAUAAACCAUACAAUAGAGAUCAAGGUUAUGAAAGACCCUAUUCAAGGGACCAUAAACAAAACCAAGAACAACCACCACAACCACCAAAAGAGAAACCAAAUUUUAAACCUUCAGGUCUUUUAGCCAAAGAAUCAAAUAAUAUUAAAGGAACACAAUUAAAAUAUACAGAACCUGAAGAUUCUAUAAAUCCAACAGAUUCACCAAUUUAUUAUCUUUUCAUUUUUAAAAAAAAUUCCAAAAUUCCACAAGAAUAUAAACUAAACAAUAAGUCAUAUCAUUUAAUUGGUAGAGAUGAAACCAUAGUGGACUUAUCAACUGAUGAUGAAUCAUGUUCAAAACAACAUGCAGUUAUACAAUUUAGAUCAAGACCAAUUAUAGAUGAAUAUGGAUCUCAAGCUGUUCAGAUUAAACCGUAUCUAAUAGAUUUGGAAUCAAGUAAUGGUACUUUCUUGAAUAAUGAAGAAAUACCAACUUCAAGAUUUAUUGAAUUACAAGGUGAAGAUACAAUUAGAUUUGGAGAUUCAGAAACUGAUCAUGUAUUAGUUAUUGGUGAUUGA
Molecule: messenger RNA, 708 nt
Organism: Hansenula ciferrii
Lineage: Eukaryota; Fungi; Ascomycota; Saccharomycetes; Phaffomycetales; Wickerhamomycetaceae
Gene: PML1
Product: Pml1p
Exons: 1
Coding region: 1-708 (235 amino acids)
Biological process (GO): mRNA splicing, via spliceosome; maintenance of RNA location
Cellular component (GO): nucleus
Molecular function (GO): protein binding; mRNA binding
Source: RefSeq, a predicted model, not a curated record